AUGGUCACUGUUAGGUCUAUUAUAGCUGUUGCUGUGUAUUUUGAUUGGCCAUUGUUUCAACUUGAUGUUGAUAAUGCAUUCUUACAUGGUACUAUUUCUGAGGAUGUGUAUAUGAAAUUGCCUCCUGGUUAUUAUUCAAAAAAUGAAACUAAAGUUUGUAAGCUUGUUAAAUCCUUAUAUGGAUUAAAACAAGCUCCAAGGAAGUGGAAUGAGAGGCUAACCACUGUGUUGUUAGAUCUUGGUUUUGUGCAAAGUAAAUGUGACCAUUCUUUGUUUAUUUACUUAAAAGAUGGUAUUACUGUUUACUUGCUGGUAUAUGUAGAUGAUAUUGUAGUUACUGGAAAUUCUGUUGAUAAAAUAAGUGAAGUUAAACACAUUUUAAAUGAAACAUUUAAAAUUAAGGAUUUAGGUGUGCUAAAAUAUUUUCUUGGCAUUGAAGUGCUUUAUGAUAAAAAUGCUAUUUGUCUUAGCCAAAGAAAAUAUUGUUUGGAACUUUUGAGUGAAUUUGGUUAUUUGGGGUGUAAACCUAUUAAUACUCCUAUAGAGCAAAGUUAUUUAGUGUCUUCCAAACUUGACAAAGAUCAGAAGUUACUUACAAAUAUUUCUGGGUUUCAAAAACUGAUUGGAAAGCUUAUAUACUUGUCUUUAACUAGACCAGAUAUAAGUUAUACAGUUCAGUUUUUGAGCCAAUUUAUGCACAAGCCAAAUGAAGUGCACUUACAGAUGGCUUUCAGGUUGUUGAGAUACUUGAAACAAAGUCCAGGAAAAGGACUAAGUUUCAAGAAGAGUGAUAAUCUAAAUUUGCUGGGGUAUGCUGAUUCUGAUUGGGGUAAAUGUCUUUCUACUAGAAAGUCAGUUACUGGUUUUUGCAUUUUUUUAGGGAAUUGCCUUGUUUCUUGGAAAAGCAAGAAACAAGGUACUGUCUCUAGGUCAUCUGCAGAGGCUGAAUAUCGUGCAAUGUGUGCAGCUACUUGUGAGCUUAUUUGGCUGAGAAAUUUAUUGUUUGAGUUGAAUGUUAAAUGCAAUUUGCCAAUGUUUUUGAACUGUGAUAGUCAAGCUGCUAUUUCAAUAGCAGCUAAUCCUGUCUUUCAUGAAAGAACCAAGCACUUUGAGCUUGAUUUACAUUUCUUAAGAGAAAAGGUGGCAAAUGGUGUUAUUAGUACUGUUAAAGUUGACUCUGAAAGUCAACUUGCUGAUUUUUUUACCAAAGGUCUUGGAAUAGCUCAACAUGAAGAAUUUUGUAAAAAACUUCUUCUUGUUGAUCUGUUUAAGCCAAAUGAAUGAAGGGGGGGUGUUGAAAUUAUAUCUGGUAUAUCUUUCAUUCAUUGGGCUUGUAUAUUGUUUGUAUCAUUUGGUCUUAUAUCAUUUUGGACUUGGGCUGAUUGUUCUAAUAAGUUGUUGGGCUGGUUGUUGUUAAGUUGUUAUUGCUGUUACAGGUUCUCGAAAUAUCUAAAGGGGUUAAGUGUAACUUCAAGGGCUUAAGUGUAACUUCAAGGGCUGUGACUGAUAGCUGUGCAACUUACAAGGACCAAAGUGAAAUAUCCUUAUUUUCACUAUAUUUAAGUGAUCUUGUUGAUCAGCUUGUUUCAUUAUUGUACUUGUUCAUCUUGUUCGCUCUGCUAGGGUUUCAUCUUGUAUACGAACAAUCUCUCAUCUGUAUCUGAGAGAUUGUUCUGGUAGUUUUGUAUCUGUUGUUGAUCAUCAUCUGUAGAUGAUCUUCUAUUCUGUAUCUGUAUCAUUUGUACUUUAGAUCUUACUUUUGUAAGAUCAGAUCUUACUGUUUUUGUAAGAUCUUUGGGUAUUUGGGGGGCAAAUCAUUUUAGGGUUGGUUAAAUAAGAUUUUGUCACCUGUUUUGUCGC
Helianthus annuus (common sunflower) is the source of this 1860-nucleotide messenger RNA. RefSeq lists its product as uncharacterized. The coding region runs from base 1 to 1284 and encodes 427 amino acids. The transcript has a single exon. The record is from RefSeq and is a predicted model, not a curated record. NCBI's taxonomy places the organism in Eukaryota, Viridiplantae, Streptophyta, Magnoliopsida, Asterales, Asteraceae.